CGAGAUUGUGGAUCUGUCGCGCUAACCUAACAUCAUGUGUCAAUGACGGAGUCUUUUGUGAUCUUGAUUGGUUGGCACAUACGUAAAGGGUUCAUUAGGGAUGGCAGGAGGAGGGGUAGGGGCCGUUGACCUAAAUAGGAAGUUUGUGACUGAGACAGAGCUUGAUGAAAAGAGGAAGAAGCGACAAGAAGAAUGGGAGAAAGUCCGGAAACCAGAUGAUCCAGAGGAGGCUCCAGAAGAGGAGUAUGACCCUCGAUCUCUCUAUGAGCGACUGCAGGAACAGAAGGAUAAAAAGCAGGAGGAGUAUGAGGAGCAGUUCAAAUUCAAGAACAUGGUAAAAGGAUUGGAUGAAGAUGAGACUCACUUCCUGGACGAGGUCUCCCGGCAACAGAGCCUUGUGGAGAAGCAGCGCAGGGAUGAGGAGCAGCAGGAACUGUUGGAAUACAGAAGCGCUCUAGUGAAGCGAGCAACCAGCGAGAGCAGGCGAGAACCUGAAAAGAAGGCCGGGCCCAAACCCUUAGGGGCGGAACAAAGGACCAGCCACCUGUCUCAGGCUCAUCUACUAGCAGGAGCUGUUAAGAGACGCAGCUCAUCACAGUCAUCAGACAGCAGUAAAAAACAGAAGGUAGACAUAUCAGCGACCUCAACAACAGAAAACAGAGAUGGACACAAAGUGCAGGAGGGAGGAGGGGAUGGAGAAGGAGCCGCAGGAGGAGUUGAGGAACAGCAGGCGUGUCACAGCCUGACUGCAAAGGGCACCCCGGCCUCGGUGAACUCUGGCCAGGGUGUGUUACACCUCCCGUCCGCGGCUGUGUGCGUCGGUGUCUUGCCAGGGCUCGGGGCUUACUCCGGCAGCAGCGACUCUGAAAGCAGCUCGGACAGCGAAGGUAGCGUGGACGCAAUCAUCUCGCCGUACCCCCGGCACGGCAGGGCCUACAGAUAGACACAUUCAGAUACAGUAUCAAGACACACACACACACACACACACACACACACACACACACACACACACACGCACGCACACACUUGAAGGCAUGCUGUCAUCAUGGAAGAGUCAAAAUGAUCACAACUAGUACAGGCACAGAAUUUGAAGGCGGAGUGUGAGGUCUGCUUUGGACUCUUAACAUUGAAAGCCCUGCAUCCACUUGUCUCUAUACAAGGAGACAAGAGCCUACAGAGACAUACAUGUAAACCAUAUAAAUACACACACACACACACUUAUUCAGAUAGAUCCUGAACGAAGCAUGUUAACCAUAAUCUAUUUUGAAAAAGAAAAACAACUACGCUGAUGCUCUGGCAGACACACAUGCACCAAACAGCGACAUGCCCACAUCUGCGUAACGCAUUCCUGAUGUUUUCACAGCUGUUGUGGGUUUUACUGUUUUCCCUUGUCUCUAGUCGAAGGUCAGCCAAGAAAUAUAUAUGUGAUUUAAGAAAAUAAAAACCUUAACAUCUGAACCAGUAUGACUUCUAUUCUUUGAUAUCCAGCUGAUCCC
Lampris incognitus (smalleye Pacific opah) is the source of this 1496-nucleotide messenger RNA. RefSeq names its product proteasome activator subunit 3 interacting protein 1 (gene psme3ip1). NCBI's taxonomy places the organism in Eukaryota, Metazoa, Chordata, Actinopteri, Lampriformes, Lampridae. The coding region runs from base 101 to 943 and encodes 280 amino acids. The record is from RefSeq and is a predicted model, not a curated record. Gene Ontology annotation, cellular component: nucleus. The transcript has 8 exons.